CACUACCGCAUUGAGGGGGAUGGAGGGAUAGCAGUUCCAUUCGGGCAGAUGGGACCUCAAGACCGUCAGUGACUCACCGACAGCAAGCGACAGAACGGGAUAAAAAAUAAUGGAGUGAUAAGGGGCAGUUACUUCGGACCUUGACUAAACACACAAGACAGGCACACGCAUAAGGGAGAGUGUCGACCUACAUACGAGAAAUAAGGAGAGGAUUAAUCCCACUCAUCCUGAAGGCCUUGGGAUCACAACUCACCCGGACAUCCGAAUAUGAACUGGACUUGGACUUUUUUAAGAUUGAACACAGGUUUAAUUUUAACAUGAGAUCCACCGCCCAUUGUCUCAGGAUGAGCCAAAAGCUGGAUCUCGAGGUGGAGAGCCCACAGCCUCUCAUCUACACCUUGGAGGAGCUUGAAUGCAAGAUCUGCUACAACCGUUACGACACCCGCACUCGAAAGCCCAAGGUGCUGAGUUGCACGCACCGCGUCUGUGCCAAAUGCCUAAAAAAAAUCGUAGAGACUGGCGAGUCCUCCCCGAGCAUCAUCAGCUGCCCGUUCUGCCGCCACGAGACCCAUGUCCCGGACGAGGAGAUCUGGCUCCUGAAGGACGACAGCAACAUCCUGGCCAUCCUCGCCUACCAGGACCAGGCCAGGAAAAGCGGCUCGGUAACUCCCGGGGAGGUGCUCCUCACCCCCAACAGUCUGAGCGGGGGCGGCUGCGGCGGCGGGGGGGACCAGUCGCACAGCUCGUCCGACUGCCUGGUCAUCACCAUCAUGGAGGUGCCGGGCGAGUCGCAGUCGUCGGACACCAUGAGUAUGCUCAACAUGGUGCGCCUGUACCGCCCGCCCAGCCUGGACUCCUUGCCUUGCCACCUGCCCAUCCAGAAGUGCCGCAUGUGGACGUCGCGCACCAUCCCCCGCUUCCUCAUCGGCUUCCUCUGCCUGAUCUACUUCAGCUCGCUGCCGCUGGGCAUCUACCUGCUGAUGAUCCAGCAGCUCACGCUCGGGGUGAUCCUGGUCAGCCUCGUGCCCUCCACGCUGGUCCUGUGUGUCUUCUACGGCUUCUGCCAGUGCCUGUGCCAUGAAAUCAUGGAGGCCAUCGCUACAUAACGUGAAGAGUCACUCGUCGGGGAGUCGGUGUCUGUCGGAGUGACUCAUAGCGAGACCUGUAAAGACUAAGCCAAAUCACUGAUGCAUAUCUGCCCCCGUACCCCUCUCCCCAAUGCCCCUCUCCUGUUAAUCCAGAGUAUACCAGCACUGAACAGAAAAUUCUUCAUAAUCCACUUUGUAUGCAGGGCUAUUCACAGUGGACUGUGACAGUUGGGAUAACCUGUGAAAGGACAACCAUGACUAAUGGUUUUAUAUAGAGCUCAACCUGUAUCAGACAGCUGUCAUUUUUGUGUUUGUAACAGCUCACCACAAUGGGCUAUAACUGUGAAUGCCCAGCUGUUGUUGAAGAGAACAUGGUCUUAUCACAUCCUAUACUGGCAGUUAAAUGUAGUAUAUUAAAUAUUUCCUUGGUAGAAUUACUGUCUACUUUUGGUCAAAUUACUUUAUGGAAAUACAUAGUAUAAGGAUGUGUUAAAGCAUAAUCACCUUGUAUGCAUUUGAAGUUUCUAGUUGCCUUUGUAAGGCAUGUCUAUGCCCAAGUACUUGUACUUUUAAUGUUGUGUUAAAAAUGUGUUCGUCAUUGCAAAUGGAAUGGACAAAUAAUACCUUCAAACCGCCUAAACUGUUACUAGAUAUUCAAUAAAGAAUCAAAACAGUGUGUUAAAUUUGCUGUUAUCCCUUUGGUGAACUUAGGCACGUAACACCAUUUCAAUGUUAGACAGAUCUAAUUUGAACAUAAUGCCUCUAAAACAUUCUGGAAAAUUAAACCCCUGUCUCAUAUGUUUAGUUUCAUAAACAUGAUUGAAGAUGACACGGAGAGCACCUGUGUUCAGGGUGGUAUCUGUUUUUAUGGAAAAUCCCAUCCAUGUGAUUCAUUAUUAAAUCAAAACAAGUGCCAUGUUGGGUAAUGAGAUCAGGGAGGAGGAAAGUGUCAAGGUUGUUCCACAGAUAUUGCAAGUCAGUUAACGGUCCUUGCGAAACUACGCACAGCUUAGAAAUUGAAGCAAAAAAACGUGAACCACCUUCAAAUAACAUCUGUCACUCAGUACUUUUCAGAAUAACUGCAAUACUAACUUUUCCGAACUGGCUUGCAUUGCUCCUGUCUCUUUAGAUGUUGCUUCUACAGUCUCUUUUGCUGCCCUCAGAUGUCUAUCUAUGCCCACAGAGGACUUUGGCUGAGCAGGUUAGUCGGUUGACUAUCAGCUUUUAGCCUUUUCACUGAGAGGACACUUUCUGCUGUUGCAGGUGUGUGACUGUGCCUUUAGUGUGUGACGGGGAGUGUUGCUGAUUAGCCCGUGUGGGCCAUUCACUACACUCCCCUCAAACGCCUGAAGCUCUCCUCCACCAGUGCUACUCCCAGUGAUUAGGUUGUCCAUCUCUGCUGGGCAGUGGGGGUAUUACGCCAGAGAGGGUAUGUCUACCGAGGGUCCGGCUGCAAUGUUGACAUGCCUUGGACUACAGAGAAUGCCACAUCCACCCCGAGGUCUGCUAUCCAUGGUGUCUGUCCAUCACAACAGCUGACAGCACAGUGAGACUAACAGUCUGCUUUCAACUGUGGCCUCACCUUCGAUAUCCACUUGGCUAAAGACAAUGGCGCAUACACACCAUGGUCUUCUAUGCAUGAUGCUUGUCCAUCACAACAGCUGACAAUGCAGUGUGGCUCUGCUUUUGACACUCCUCCGUCCUGCAGGGAAGUGAAUCUCUUCCACCAAAAGACUACACUGGAAGGUUCAAGAGGUGACAGAACAGGCUCGGCUCCAAUCAAAGAGGCCGUGAUAAAUGCUCUAGAGAAAUAACAUUCAUUCUGAAUGAUUCGUUCAUCUCACAUAAACUUGAUAUGUUGUGUAUUAUGGCGACUUGGCUGAAUGUUGUUUAAUCUUGUUCUCUUAACUCUUGCCACCACGUUGCACUUAGGCUACUUCAACUCCCCAAGGACAACUGGGUGAGGAGAAGGAGUGUAAACUAUUUUCACGAAAAGUUUGAAUUGUAUGUACUUGUCAUCAAUGUUCAAUUCCAGUUUUGAACUGAAUGUUUGUGUUUGAUCGAGCUCACCCAUUGUUGUUUGCUGUGAUCUGCCAACCACUAAAAUAUAACAUACUUCAUUACUGACUUUUCUGAUUUUUUAGAUGGAAUUAUGCCAAAAUAUGACAGGGUUUUAAUUGUAGGAGAGUUUAAUAUGCUUGCUGUC
This is a messenger RNA of Sardina pilchardus (European sardine), 3294 nucleotides long. Its product is annotated as E3 ubiquitin-protein ligase RNF182. The record is from RefSeq and is a predicted model, not a curated record. The transcript has 3 exons. NCBI's taxonomy places the organism in Eukaryota, Metazoa, Chordata, Actinopteri, Clupeiformes, Clupeidae. Bases 318 to 1106 code for a protein of 262 amino acids.